UCUUUGCAGAAGAUUUAGACAAAGAAGAAACAAUUAUACAUUGAGAGAAAAAAAAAAAUAAGAGGAAAAAAGAAGCUCAAAUGGCUUAUUUAUGUUCAGAAACUUUCAUUCUCUUUAUCAUUUCAAUCUUCUAUUCCAUAUGUUUUUCUUCUUCUACUCCUUUCAUAGUAUUGCAUGGGCUUGGACAGUCUUGCAUUGAUGCAGGAAGUACAUUUUAUACGACACAACUCAGCCUCUUGUCAAGAUCAAAUGGUCAAUGCUUAGAAAUUGGAAAUGGACCGUAUGAUUCCUACAACAUGCCUCUAGAAAAUCAGGUUCAAAUUGCGUGUGAAAAGGUGAAGGGAAUGAAGGAACUUCAACAAGGUUACAACUUAGUUGGUCUCUCACAGGGAAAUAUGGUAGCCAGAGGGCUUAUAGAGUUCUGUGAUGGAGCACCACCAGUCAAGAAUUUUAUCUCAAUUGGUGGACCUAAUGCUGGUGUUGCUUCUGCUCCUGUCUGCGCUGGUGGUCCUUGGUGUGCCGGAGCUGGUGGUGUAUCUGGAGUUGGAAUAUACUCAGACUAUGUUCAAGCUCACUAUGCUCCUAGUGGCUAUACCAAGCUUCCAUAUGAUAUUGCUGGAUAUUUAAGAGGUUGUAGGUAUCUGCCAAAGCUUAACAAUGAAAUUCCUAAUGCAACUAAUCCCAUCUAUAAGCAACGUUUCACCAGCUUGCAGAACCUUGUUCUUAUCAUGUUUGAAAAUGAUGAAGUUAUAACUCCAAGAGAAAGUUCUUGGUUUGGCUUUUAUCAAGAUGGAACCUACCCACAAAUUUUGCCACCACAACAGACUAAUCUUUAUCUAGAGGAUUCGUUUGGAUUGCAAACAUUGGAUAAAGCUGGAAAAGUGAAGUUCAUAAAGUUACCAGGAUAUCAUCUUGGAAUGGAUAUUCAAGAAAUGCAACAAUAUGUUGCCCCAUAUUUGAUUGAUGGUGCACCAAAGAAUAAAGCUGCUGCUCUGUUCCACUGAUUAAAACACUCACAAAAGGACAACGGAAAAAAAGACACUACUACUAAAGCGUCUUCAAGUAAUCUGAUUAGUUUAGGUUUUGGGAUAUAAUAUCUUAAAUCUCUAUCACGUUUUUUGUUAGAUAUGAUGAUUAGUAGUGCUUAUCAAUGUAUUAGCAAGUUUGAGAUUAAUUGAUAGCAAGUUGAUUGUUC
Lycium barbarum (goji berry) is the source of this 1195-nucleotide messenger RNA. RefSeq lists its product as uncharacterized. The transcript is spliced from 12 exons. Gene Ontology annotation, molecular function: thiolester hydrolase activity. Gene Ontology annotation, cellular component: intracellular membrane-bounded organelle. Bases 81 to 1004 code for a protein of 307 amino acids. Lineage: Eukaryota; Viridiplantae; Streptophyta; Magnoliopsida; Solanales; Solanaceae. The record is from RefSeq and is a predicted model, not a curated record.